Messenger RNA from Cetraspora pellucida, 3402 nucleotides. Lineage: Eukaryota; Fungi; Glomeromycota; Glomeromycetes; Diversisporales; Gigasporaceae. The record is from the annotation of a GenBank genome assembly.
AAUUUAUCCCCCCCCAAAAAACCCAAAGUUUUAGAAAUUUUGAUCAUGCCAACUGGAAAGAGAGUUCGACGAACAGUUUUCUCUGAUAGUGAAACCGAAGGGACCGAGAUUGCUGAAGAAGAACCGAGGCAGACUAGAUCUAGCUCCAAGAGAGCACGUCGAUCUGCAACAGAAGAAAUUAAUGGCUUUCCAGACGAAAUGUCUUUUGAAGAUAACUAUUUUGAGGACGACGAUUUUAGUAGAGAAUCGGCAGAAGAACUGGAAAGAGCGAAACUAAGGAGAAAGAGCUCAACUGGGUUGACAGCAGAAUCUAGUGUCAUUGAAUCAAUAGAAUUAGUGGAUUUUAUGUGUCAUAAAUUCCUCAAAGUCAAUUUUGGUCCAAAAAUCAAUUUCAUAAUCGGUCAUAAUGGAAGUGGUAAAAGUGCCAUUUUGACCGGAAUCACUGUUUGCCUUGGAGGUAAAGCCAAUGUGACAAACCGAGCAUCAAACUUAAGGUCCUUGAUUCGCGAAGGCGCGAGUGUUGCACAAGUAACAUUGAAGUUGCGGAAUCGAGGGGCAGAUGCUUAUCGUCACGAUAUGUAUGGUGAUUCUAUUAUUAUCGAACGUAGAAUUAGUCGAGAUGGUAGUAAUGGUUAUAAAAUCAAAACAUGUGGUGGAAAGGUAGUUUCCGGAAAACGGGAUGAAUUAACCGCUAUUUUAGAUCAUAUGGCAAUUCAAGUAGACAAUCCCAUGAAUGUUCUAUCACAAGACACUGCACGUCAAUUUUUACACUCUUCAAGCUCAGAAGAUAAGUAUAAGUUUUUUAUGAAAGGAACUCAAUUGACACAAUUGAGUGAAGAUUACGAAUUAAUACGUGAAAGUAUCGAAACGACCCAAAAUAUUAUUAAGCACAAAAAAGAGGUGCUACCAGAUUUACUGAGGGCAGCUAAAGAUGCUGAGGCAAGAUAUAAAGAUAUGGAAAAAGCCCGUGAGCUCGAAGUGCUAGUUUCUAAUUUAAAGGAUCAAAUAGCUUGGGCUCAAGUUGAAGAAAAAGAACAGGAAGUUGCAGAAGCAGAAGCAAAUUUGUUAAAGGCUAGAAGACGAUUACCAAGUGUUCAAGCAAAUCUAGAAAAAGAACAAAAAAAAUUUGAUGAAAUCAACUUGGUUAUUUCUGAAUUAGAACAGAAGCUUCAUGAACAUGCUACUACUACUCAGCCUUUGCAAAACAGGAAGAAAGAAUUGCAGAUGCAAGUAAAAGAGAAAACAAAGCAAUUGCGUGAGAUUCAUAAAGAGGAAAGAGAAAUAAAUGACCAUAUUAAAAAUUUGAAACAUUCUGUUGAAACAUAUCGAGCAAAGAUAAAUGAAGAAGCGUUAAAGUUACAAGAUGAUAAUCGCCAAAGGCGGGAUUAUACUUUGAAUGCUGUUAAAGAAAGAGAAAAUGAAGUCAAUAUACUAACAGAAGAACGUCACGUAUUGUUGACAAAAGCUGAAAAUUUAGUUGAGAAACUGGAACACAUAAAAAAUGAGAAGAGAUCAAUUAUGUUAAAUAUUCGACGUACUGAAGAUGAGAUUUUACGACAUAAUGAUCUUAUACAACAAUUAAGAGAUCAGAGGAGCGACAACCUUAAAGCCUUUGGUCCUUCGAUACCUGAUGUACUUAAUGCAAUUGCCCAUGAGAGUCGAUGGCAUAAGAUACCUGUAGGCCCUUUCGGGAGAUAUAUUAAACUAAUAAAACCCGAAUGGAGAAAUACCUUGGAAUCGGUGGUCGGAAAUUCUUUGACCGCUUUUUCUGUUAGUAAUCAUCAUGACCAACAACUGUUAUCAGGAAUUUUAAAAAGAUUUCACUGCAAUUCUCCAAUUAUUGUUGGUGAAGAUGACCGCUUUGAUUACUCUUCUGGAGAACCUAGCAGCCGUUAUUUGACCAUUUUACGCUUUGAUGAUGAAAAUGUUAAACGACGGCUUAUAGUUCAAUACCAUAUUGAAUCAGUUAUUCUUGUUGAAAACCGUGCUGAAGCUGAUAAAAUCAUGUAUAAUGAUGGAAAGGGGUUUCCUUAUAAUGUCAGUGCAUGCUACACUGUUGAUGGGUUCAAAGUUGGGCAUAAAGGCGGUGGCUACUCAACACAGUCUAUUUUUCCCUACAGAGGACCUUCCAGAUUUACACAAGAUAUUGAUUCUCAGAUUCGAGAUACACAAGAAAAAAUUAAUGAUGCAGCCUAUUUGAAGUCUCGGUAUAUCACCGAAAUAAGGAGAGCUGAUUCGGAAAUUGAGAGGGCGAAUCAAGAACAAAGGGAAAUCCAAAACAAAAUUAAUGAGAAUCAACGACGUGGAAAACAACUGAAUAAUGAAAUAAUUCAGCUAAAAGAAGAUCUACAGGAAGAUGAACCAGCAAAUAUUGCCGCAUUGGAAGAAGCAAUAAGAGAAGCUGAAAUUGAGAUAGAACAAUAUAAAAGAAAUUAUGCAUCACUUCAAGAACAAAAAGUGCAACUAGAUAACGAACAACUACCGCUAGUCACUGAAAUUGAGGAAGUGAGCAAACAACUUAAUGAUAUGUCGAGCGAAGUAGAUGUUCUUAAUGAACAAAUAGAAGAACAAGUAUCUAUGCGUGUGACUUGCACGAAUAAUAAGUCACAUUGGGAAAGAAAAAUGACCUCAGAGCAGCAAAAAAUCAAUGCUGCUGAAGAAGAUGUUAAGAAUAAGCAAUAUAUUUUAGAGGAUUGGACAAAGCAAGCAGCAGAUUAUUGUCCAGAACGUGUGGAAGUUACGAAGCCAGCUAAUGAAUUAGAUCGUGAAAUCAAGCAAAUUCAAACCCGUUUGCGGGAAAGGGAAAAAGAACAUGGUUCAAGCCUUGAAGAAAUAGCGUCAGAUAUGACUGUAAAGCGUGAUGCUUACCGACAUGCAAAAACAGAAAUUGGUCACAUGGAAAAAUUUAUUCAAGAUCUCAAAUUAGCUUUGCAUUCACGCAUGCAAAAGUGGCGAAAUUUUCGUACUUACAUAUCGGUUCGUGCAAGGAUUCAAUUUUCAUUUCAGUUAUCAAAACGUGGAUAUACUGGAAAAUUAUUGUUUGAUCAUCAGAAUAAAAAAUUGACUCUACGGGUCCAAAUCGAUGAACAAACAAACCAAAAUACUGAUAAAGAUCCAAAAUCGUUAUCCGGAGGAGAAAAAUCAUUUUCAACUAUAUGCUUGUUACUUGCACUUUGGGAGGCGAUGGGAUGUCCAAUCCGCUGUCUUGACGAAUUUGAUGUAUUCAUGGAUGCUGUGAACCGUAGAAUCAGUAUGCGUAUGAUGAUUGAAACGGCACGUGAUUCAGAUUGCACGCAGUAUAUCUUAAUUACUCCUCAAGAUGCUAGUAACGUUUCGCCUGGGCCGGACGUCCGUGUGCAUCGCUUGCAAGAUCCUGAAAGAGGUCAAGGAAUCAUCAGCUAG